GGCGACCAGAUGAUAAUAAAAAAAGCUGUGAGCCCAGGGGCUCUAAGGCACUUGUUCUGUGGCUCAUCCAAGCCUGUGCAGCUGUUGAACUGUGUGUUUGUGUGUCUGUCCUGGAGGUUCUGAGUUCCGAAACAGAAGGAAGCUGCGUCUGUGAGAAGAUGAAGCCCAUCUGUCAGAAAGCCACCACUUACAGCCUCUUCUUCUUCAACCACCUCUUCUUUGUCCUGGGGGCCAUGCUGAUGGGCUCCGGACUAUGGCUCUUGUUCGACAAGAGAAACUUCAUCACCAUCCUGCAGAUCUCGACGUCCACCAUGUACAUCGUGCCUUACACCCUGAUUGGCGUCGGGGCCGUCACCAUGGUGAUGGGGUUCCUGGGCUGCGUAGGGGCCUUCAGCGGGAGCCGCUGUUUCUUGGGACUGUACUUCCUCGGCCUGCUGUUGCUCCUGGUGGCCCAGGCCACCACCUUCUUGCUCAUCUACCACCGUGCGAAGGCCAUGAAGGAAAAAACGCCCACCUUUGUCCUCCACCUCAUCCGGUACUACGACCUGAGGCACGAAACCAACAGGUCCGCCAUGCUGGCCUGGGAUUAUUUCCAAUCCAAGAUGUCUUGCUGCGGGUGGAUCGGGCCGGAAAACUGGAAGCUGAACCUCUUCCUCCAGCAGAGAAAUUACACACUCUACCCUUGCUCUUGCGGCGUCAACGCCACCAGCUCGGACGCAGCGAUAGGCUUCUGCCCUCUGGCUGCUCCUUCCGACGCCUUUGACAGCUGGCCGGUGAGGAAGACGGGCUGCGUGGUCUCCGCCCGUAAAUGGUUUCAAGAGAACAACGAAGUCAUCAUAGGGGUCUGUGCAGCCGUCUCUCUCACCGAGGUGUUGGGAAUGGUGCUGUCCGUUUGCCUCUGCAAGAGCAAAGCACUCUGAGGAGAAUUCACCGGAAGUGGCCAAGGGGCAAAGGCCACUUUUGAUGCCGACACAGGCUCGGGCAAAUCUCAUCCAUAUUUUAUUUUCAGUCCACUUCUGGGCCUGUCUUGACAAGUCUCUGAAUGCACCUCCUCUGCAGCUCUCUGUUACCAUGGCUAUGUGUAAAUAAACCUUGUGCCCUACCCAAUUUGCGGUAAUCUGGGGGACUUUUGACCACUGGGAGUGCUAUCUCUCUCCCUUUCACUGUCACACAAGAGAACCCUUACUCUAAUUCGCCUCCCUUGCCUUCACUUCCUCAGAUCUACUUAACCUGUUUGCUGCAAAUGUUUGCAAUAUUUCACUA
Messenger RNA from Podarcis raffonei (Aeolian wall lizard), 1263 nucleotides. RefSeq names its product CD82 antigen-like. Gene Ontology annotation, cellular component: membrane. The coding region runs from base 159 to 920 and encodes 253 amino acids. The record is from RefSeq and is a predicted model, not a curated record. The transcript has a single exon. NCBI's taxonomy places the organism in Eukaryota, Metazoa, Chordata, Lepidosauria, Squamata, Lacertidae.